AUGAUAUGUGACAAAUGCGACAAUAUCGGUGGAGGCUACCUAUGCUUCGUGAUCUCGAUCAUCUGCAUCGGCCUCGUCACCGCCGUCAUCGGAGAUGUGGCCUCACACUUUGGCUGUACGCUUGGCAUCAAAGACUCUGUGACGGCUAUAGUCUUCGUGGCACUAGGAACUAGUAUACCAGACACAUUUGCGAGUAAAGUGGCAGCCAUCCAGGACAAGUACGCGGACGCGUCGGUUGGCAACGUAACAGGCUCCAAUGCUGUCAACGUUUUCCUUGGCAUUGGCGUGGCGUGGACUCUCGCUGCCAUCGUCCAUUGGAGCAAAAAUGAGAAGUUCCUUGUUGAUCCGGGGAACCUCGCCUUCAGCGUCACCAUGUUCUGCUCAGAAGCGGCUCUCGCUGUCCUGGUCCUGGUCCUCAGGAGACGGAAGUCCAUCGGAGGAGAACUCGGGGGUCCGCGCGGCAUCAAAAUAUGCACAUCCAUCUUCUUUUUCACUCUCUGGCUCAUUUAUCUUACCAUGUCCAGCUUAGAGGCAUAUGACAUCAUCCCAGGCUUUUAAUUUUAAGUACGAACUGUUUUUGGCAAAAUAUUUGAUUCGAUGUUUGGCAUUAAAAGUCAAAUUUGAAUUUUAUUUUACUAAUAUGCAUCCAGAAUUAUUUAACUAGAGUAGCUACACACACUGGGGAUACCUAAUGUUUUAAACUAUUAUUUUCAUGUGCCGUAGGUACUCAAUGCUGUCAAUUUGCAUCCCAGCUGUGAGUCAUGUCGUCAUUAAAAUAGUAUUUUCACCACACAGCGGCUUGAUUGUUCCAAAACUGAUAAGAAAGUUGCAUUUUAUCCACAUGUGAGGCAAAGAAAUCUAAUGCAAAUUUUGAGUUGUUUCCUUAUGUUGGCUAGUUGAAUUAACUUUUAAAUGAUGAUUUUUAAUGAUAAUUAUUUAAUAACGUUCAUUGGGACUUGAUUUUGUUUGGUAUUUUACGGUUAGUAUUUUCCUCACAUUGGUGGUGAAAAAUGUUGUGUUUCACACGGUGGCAAAAUUUGUCGGUUAAACAACAACAUUCGCCCCCUCGUAAAACAAAUAUAAGAAAAUUUUGUAAGAAAAUUCAUGUAUGAAUUUAAAGCUAGCUUUGUUAAAAGCUGCAAAGGAAUUAAAUGGCAUAAAAAUGAGUACUGCAAUCCUCUCAAAUUUCUCAAAUUUUAUCUUUCCUAAGCAUUUUCCUCUAUUUAAAAUUCUAAACUGGUCUCGUAAAUACAGCCUAGGAGGUUGAAGUUAGCUAGAAAAAAAGUAAUUAAAGUAAUUAAUAAAUAAUAGCAUUAUGAUGAUUCCAUAUUGGCAUAAUUUAAUGUAAACAUAUUAAUUUAUUUAAGGUUAGAUGAGAAGAGAAACCUUGGGGCAAGAUAAACACUUGUAGGAAAUCCUCAAUACGGUUUAUCUUCCAUCAAUCAAUCACUGCGUCUUGCCCCAAGCAAAAAAAAACUAUGUUCUUCUUACAUUACAUGACCUUAGGUAAUACUUUAUGGUGAUUCCACACUGGCUGUUACAAAAUGUUAUAUAACAUCGUGUGACAUAGUGAUAGCAUUGAUAGUGUUUUAUUAUGCUGUCCCUGUCACACAAUGUUAUACAAUAUUUUAUAACAAUCAAUGUGGGAGCACCAUUAAUACUUCGUAAUGUAUCAAAUUGUUGAAUAAAUUUUUCUUCGAUUAGAUUCCCGUUUAAUUAAAUUUAAAUAUCAGUUUUUAUAUAAGAUGUUACAACUAAGAGAUGUUGUGAUCUCUUGAAUAAAUAACGGUUUUAUUAUUUGCUAUAACUUUUAAAAAUGAUAAUUAACAUCUAAAUACAGUAAUGUGUCAUACUAAUUUAUAACAUCUAUACAAAUACGACAUUAUACAUAAUAUAAAUUUCUAUUUAUAUAAAUACCUACGUAUAAAUUAAAAAUUGUAAUAGAUGUCAUAUAUUAAAGAAAAAGUGACGAAGCCCUCCAGUGGUGAAGGCCGGAAUAAAAAUAUUUAAUAAAAUAAUUGUAUUUGUUCUUAAACUUGUUACCUACGUAUAUUUAUUUUUCACAUUACUUAAAAUUUGGUUUGUACUAGUGAAUAACUCUUAUUAACCUGCAAGUAUUUGACAAGAAGUAUGUUGUUAAAAAAAAUUAAAGGGAGAAAAUCCUCCCGUCCCUGGCCAGAUGCCAUGCAAGUCCUAACUAGGGAAUGCAAACCGGUUUUUAAUUGUAUGGAAAAACCGAAAUUUCAUACAAAUAAAAACCGGUUUUCAUUCCCUAGUCCUAACAGGCCAACGUAGCCAGUAGACUAAUGGAAUACUUCCAAGGGAGAAAAUUAAAAAGUUUGUUUUAUGGCACUUGUUAUUAUUAUCAAGUAAAGACAAAUUAACUCAAGAUCAGAUGUUAAAAAUUCGAUUUAAAUUUUCGAUGAAAAACAAAUAUUAAUCUUACUGGACUUUUUUCAGCCUAAGAUUCUUAAGAGUUGUUUAAGAUUACAAACAAACAUUUAUAAAAAAUAAGGAGCCGCGACUUAUUUUUUAGAAAAUUAAUUCUAGAUAAUGCCAAUUCAGUAUCGUUAAUUAUUUAAUUUAAAUUAGUGUUCUGUAAAUAAAUGAUGUAGGCAUAAAUAAUUAUGUUCAAGUAACAAGUGUUCAAUAGCGUACCGUGAAAAAGAGGAUUGAUUAUUUUGACUAUGAAGUAAUUUUAUUCAUAGUCAGAAUAAUCAAUCGAAUAUCUAGAAUUAUCAGAAAAACACGUGAGUUGCAAAUGUAUAUAGCAGUAUGCAAAUAUUAUUAGUUUUUAAGUCAAGAGUCAGCAUGUAGUAAACAUACUAUAUAAACUGAUAUAAAAAAGAUUUUAUAAAAAUGCUUAGGGAUUUUUACUUCAAGGGGUAAAAAUCCGCCGCGCGACCCCCGCGUCAGUUAGCGGCGCUCAUACUAUUUUUCACUUCUCAUGCUCUUAAAGUUCGACCUUAAGUCAUGCGUAGACGACAUAAAGUUGCUUAUUAUUAGCAUAAAGUAAAAUCAUCUAUUACGUCCCUUAUUGACUUAGCAAUAAAGUCCAAAAUCUGCCAUACAAACUGCCAUCCCUGCCGGCGCGCCCCCGACCGGCGCGCUCCCGACCGGCGUGCCCCGUGCCCCCGACCAGCCCGAGUACAAUUUUCUUAAGUCUUAAAUAAAUACGGUAAAAUAACCUUAAAUAUUGGGUUUUUUGUAUGUAUAAUUUACUCACAAUCGAAGUGAAAAGCAGUGUAACGCAUAAAUGACCAUUUUUAUCCUCGACUAUAUUGGUAUUAUAAAUUGCCUCGGGUAGAAAUGGACCGCUUUAUGCCCUUGUUGUACAAUCUACUAAGUAUAUCGUUACCCGCUCCAACGCGAUGUUGCGGACGCCCUUAAGCGCCUUAAGCAUUUUUAAAAACACUUCGUAUUUCGUUAAUCGAGGUAGACAUUAAACAUUUCAAUUUGCCUGUAUUGUUUUUUGUUGAAAUUAGAUUUAAGGUGCUUACGCAUAUUUGGUUACUCGUUGGCACCAUCCAUUAUUUUUCCUUAGAUAUACUGCCAUUUUUAUAAGGUAGCUUUAGGUUAGUUUUGGUCUUAAUUAAUUUUCCAAAUAAGGAUUUCAAUUUUUUUUAUUCCAUUAAUUUCUUAAUUUUUUUGGUUGCUUUUUGAUUGAUAAACUUCUAUGAGAUAUUCUUA
Cydia strobilella is the source of this 3690-nucleotide messenger RNA. RefSeq names its product sodium/calcium exchanger 1-like. Gene Ontology annotation, molecular function: calcium:sodium antiporter activity. The record is from RefSeq and is a predicted model, not a curated record. The transcript has 4 exons. Bases 1 to 558 code for a protein of 185 amino acids. Lineage: Eukaryota; Metazoa; Arthropoda; Insecta; Lepidoptera; Tortricidae. Gene Ontology annotation, biological process: calcium ion import across plasma membrane; sodium ion transmembrane transport. Gene Ontology annotation, cellular component: postsynapse; axon; sarcolemma.